Messenger RNA from Rhopilema esculentum, 606 nucleotides. RefSeq lists its product as uncharacterized. NCBI's taxonomy places the organism in Eukaryota, Metazoa, Cnidaria, Scyphozoa, Rhizostomeae, Rhizostomatidae. Gene Ontology annotation, cellular component: ribosome. The record is from RefSeq and is a predicted model, not a curated record. Gene Ontology annotation, biological process: translation. Gene Ontology annotation, molecular function: structural constituent of ribosome.
GUGGCUGUCGAGCGUGCGCGAUGCUUCCCAUGUCCUUUCUUGCUCUGCCAAUUUCGAUUCACGUUUUGAAAUCAAGGGCACCAAGUGACAAUGGGUGGAACUCACGGUUACCGCAGGGGGACAAGACAUCUUUUCUCAAAAGCCUUCAAGAAGAAGGGUGUAGAGCAUUUGUCAACAUAUUUAAAGGUCUACAGAGUUGGUGACAUCAUUGAUAUUAAGGGAAAUGGUGCUUUCCAAAAGGGCAUGCCACACAAAUUCUAUCAUGGAAAAACUGGCAGAGUUUACAAUGUUACAAAGCGUGCAGUUGGUGUAAUUGUCAAUAAAAAGCUUGGAAACCGUAUCAUUCCAAAAAGAAUCAAUGUAAGAAUAGAGCAUGUAAAACAUUCAAAGUGCAGAGAUGACUUCUUAAGGCGUGUUAAGGAAAAUGAAAUAAAAAAGAGAGAGGCCAAAGAGAAGGGUAUCAGGGUGGAUUGCAAGAGAAAGCCCCAGCCUCCACGUGGUGCUGCCAUCGUAUCACAGAAGAAUAACGAGCCACAGUUGAUCGAGCCAAUCCCUUACGAGUUCAUCAUCUAAAUAUUUUUUACUUUGAUGAAUUUUGAAGCAAAA